GUCGCAAGUGGUAUCGUCUUGUUAUUUGCAUGUGUCCUUCAUUUUAGGAAAGCACGUUGAUUUCCACGAGGCCAUGGCUAUAAAAAAGGUUGAAGAUACAUUUUGGUAGCCUCCUGUCUGUAGCUGUAUUCAUUCGCGGACACAGUCGCUCUACAGGGUGAUAAAACGACCAAGCUACAGAGAAAGCCCCACCAUGUCUAAGGACAUCAUGAUGGUGCUGGAAGGCCUGGGGAAGGUGGGACAGGCGCUGGGCUCCUCGCAGCGUGUGUACGUACGCCAGGUGUGGAACACCUGCAGCCUGCAGCAGCUGCUGCAUGAGGCCCGAGGACAGAUGGACGGUGCAAUGGGCAUGGCGCGAUCAACGCAGGAAGGAGUUAAGUCUACAAUCAGGAGAACAAUGGACAACAUCUCUGAGAGGUCAGGGCUGGGAGAGGAGGUCAACAUGACAGCAGCUACACCAGACUUUGACACAGCAGCAACAACCCCUGCUACAGGACCAGCCACAGAUACUGGAACAGUCAACGGAACACGCCACUUCAGUACUACUACUAAUACCACUAUCAAUAAAAAUGGCUCAGCCAACUUUACCCAGCAGACAAGAGGCUUCCACUAUGAAGCCACCACACCUCCAGUAACAGCAGACGUUCUUAAGAAAAGUGAACAGAAAAAGGAGGAAAAGAAACCCAAGCUGUCCGCCAUCAGGCCCAAAGUAGUACCAAAAGUCUUCAAAUCUGUCGCGAGGCAAACUCUGAGUGGCCAGGCCAAGGCCAGGGCUGUGCCUGCCAGCAGGAUCAGCAGACUGGUUAGCUAUGGAGGUCUUGCAGCUGGUUUGGGUGCAGGGGCGCUUGCUGAAGUUACAAGAAGAGGAUUGGGUAUGUCUGAUAACAAAGGCGGCAUUGCUCUGUUAGACUCCAGCCCUUUCCUGACUCAGGCCAAUGCAGAGCGUAUUGUGGACACGCUCUGCAGAGUUCGAGGGGCUGCACUCAAGCUGGGACAGAUGCUUAGUAUUCAAGACAACUCGAUGAUGAACCCUCAACUGCAGAGAAUUUUCGAGCGGGUCAGACAAAGUGCAGACUUCAUGCCUCUGUGGCAGUUGGAGAAAGUGCUGGUUAAGGAGCUGGGAGCAGACUGGAGAGACAAACUGGCAUCGUUUGAGGAGAAGCCGUUUGCAGCAGCAUCAAUCGGGCAGGUUCACAGGGCCAAGCUGCACGAUGGCAGGGAGGUGGCCAUGAAGAUACAGUACCCAGGUGUUGCUAAAGGAAUAAACAGCGACAUUGACAACUUGAUGUCAGUCCUGAGUGUGGCUAACGUCUUACCAGAAGGCCUGUAUGUGGACAAGUUGGUGGAUGUGGCGAGGAAGGAGCUGUCCUGGGAGGUGGACUAUGUCAGGGAGGCAGAGAUGACGAGAACGUUUGGGGAGUUGCUGAAGGAUGACCCGAUAUUCUAUGUGCCAGAGGUGAUCACUGAGCUGUCCACUCCCCAAGUACUGACCACAGAGCUGAUCGAUGGCAUGACUCUGGACCAGCUGACUGAGAUAGAUGAGGACACUAAGAAUGAGAUCUGCCUGGCCAUCAUCAGACUGUGCAUGAAGGAGGUGUUCGAGUGGAAGCUGAUGCAGACAGACCCCAACUGGUCCAACUUCUUCUACAACCCUGUCCAUGGGAAGAUCAACCUCCUUGACUUCGGAGCUACGAGGAAGUUUGAGGACAACUUUGUUGACAACUACAUCAAGGUGAUCCAAGGUGCAGCGAUGGGAGACAGAGAGCAGGUUCUCAACUUCUCCAGGGAGCUGGGCUUCCUGACUGGCUAUGAGUCUAAGGCCUUUGAGAAAGCCCAUGUGGAUGCAGUCAUGAUCCUGGGGGAACCUUUCCAGAGCGAGGAACCGUUCGACUUUGGAACCCAAGACACGACCAUGCGUAUCCACCAGCUCCUGCCCGUGAUGCUGCGUGACAGACUCGCCCCUCCUCCUGAACAGACAUACUCCCUGCACAGGAAGAUGGCUGGGGGAUUCCUGCUGUGCAGCAAGCUGAAGGCCAAACUGUCCUGCAAGAGCCUCUUUGAUGAUAUUUAUGAGGGGUAUAAGUUUAGCACCUGAGUAGGAUUCGGUUCCUCUGUAGUAGUGUCCAUGCAGAUCUAAGAAUCCGGCUCAUUUCAGUGUUUUAUGUCAUUUUUUUCUGGCUGUUGGUACAUCCCUUCUCCGUCUACGUAGGAGAAAGAGAGAAACUAUGGCCACUAGAAAGAGGUAUGAAGAACCUCAAAAACACGCUCAAAACACUGACCUGGACUCUACAUAAGCUUGGGUAUGACUGAUGGGCUUUUAUCUAUCCUCAUUUGCAGCUAGUCAUAAUGUGAGUGAUUGUAAGGUAUUAUUGAAGGUACCUUAUCCUCACCUCAAAAAGACAGGCAGAUCUGGACGUGUGCCACAAGUUCUGUUACAAGAACAAGCUACUACUAGUAGGUACUUAUAAUUCAGCUUCAUGCAAAAGGAGUGUUGAACCACCUUGUCAUUGGCAUCUGCUCUCAGGCUAAUGUACAGUUAUAGACUGUCAGCUUCCUGUGUUUGCUAUUGGCCACACUGAACCAGACUCUUGCCUGGGUAUUACAUCUUCAGCCAAAUCCACAUUGUUGGUUCGUUUUACAAGAGGUGUGAAUAUUAUAUUGCUGACAUAAAGAGAAAAUCGCUUUACUUCUCUUCAAGUAGAAAUAGAUGGCUUCUGACUCUGCUUCAGGUCCAAGUAUUAACACUUACAGAUGUAUAUAUUUGUAAAUACUUCAUGAUGCUACAUCAGUGCAUGUUUCAAAAGAAUGCAGAGAUUAGAUAUAAAGUAGAGAACAGCACCAA
Molecule: messenger RNA, 2842 nt
Organism: Branchiostoma floridae (Florida lancelet)
Lineage: Eukaryota; Metazoa; Chordata; Leptocardii; Amphioxiformes; Branchiostomatidae
Product: atypical kinase COQ8B, mitochondrial-like
Exons: 16
Coding region: 194-2095 (633 amino acids)
Biological process (GO): ubiquinone biosynthetic process
Cellular component (GO): extrinsic component of mitochondrial inner membrane
Molecular function (GO): kinase activity
Source: RefSeq, a predicted model, not a curated record